AUGAGAAUGAAAUCAUGGUCACCGUCCCGCUACCGUAAACAGCACAAGGAUGGAGCGGGCCGCUGCUAUCUCCUGGAGCUUCCAGCGGAGCUGUUGCUGGAAAUCAUCUCCCACUUGACUUUGGUUCCAGAGGCAGCGCUUGCGCUGACCUGCAAGCGCAUGCUCGCGAUUUCGAGUGGGAUUCUCACGUCACAAUCGCUCCGGUUUAGCCGGGACUUUGCGCCGCUUUUCCACCACUAUCGCAACGGUCACAACUUUGUCUCGUCCCGAUGGCAAUUCAUCAACCUUCUGGAGGAUGGGCGAUGGUUUGCGUGCUCGAAAUGCUUGAAAUUACAUCCUCGUGCAGCGUUCAGCAGUCGCGAACUACGACGGAAAUCAGACCAUCGGUCAUGCAACCUGGGCGACCUUGCGGGGAUUGUCGACCUUUGUCCCUGUAAGAAGCUUACUUUCAGGGACAAAUUGGACCUGGUAGACCAUCUUCGUGUUCGGAGGGUUUCCGUGGAAGCUUUGCGAACACACUUUGGGGACAAAGUUGGAGAUCGAUACUGCUGGCACUCCUGUACCGAGACCUACGGACCAACACAGUUGAAAAUCUCGAUUUACCCAGAGCUGGAUGAGACCGAUCAGUUGCGGGUGCGAAUUGAGUACGAAAUGACCACCGAGGCAGGUCAAGUGGGUAAAGAGGAGUAUAUGACACCUCGAUUUGGGUGCGCACAUCGAUCAGUCGAUCUCUGGCUUUCGAGCGUCCAUCAGACCAGCGUCUGUCGCCUUUUCGACGCUUACUGCACAUCUUGUCGCCGGAUCUCUGUCUGCGGUGCCUGCAACACAACCCUCAAGUGCCCGCGAAAACAACCAUAUAACUCUGGCGAGAUCGGUCGAGACACCUUCUACUUUAUGACACAGCGCAACCUUGGUGGUUCUAAGCUCAUCCCGGAUGACAAGUGGGCAUCACAGCGUAUUCAUCCAGCCGAGCCUAUAAUUGGCGUGGAGAACUGCAACGAGCUGUGUCCCUGGACGGUUCGGGAACAUCCCCCAUUGACUUUUUCUCCCGCCAUCGAAGAGGAGAUCAUUGACCCGGCGGUCAAUCCUCAACCGCUGAGCACUCUUUAUUCAUCGAUUCGCAUGCUCUGA
This is a messenger RNA of Penicillium diatomitis, 1131 nucleotides long. RefSeq lists its product as uncharacterized. The transcript has a single exon. Lineage: Eukaryota; Fungi; Ascomycota; Eurotiomycetes; Eurotiales; Aspergillaceae. Gene Ontology annotation, molecular function: protein binding. Bases 1 to 1131 code for a protein of 376 amino acids. The record is from RefSeq and is a predicted model, not a curated record.